AGGGCAUUGACAUGCACCCUCUUACCGCUGCACCGAUGGACGCUGCCACCGUUGGACCACGAAAAGGUAGCCGCAGCAAGAGAGGGAGAAAACUUCAUCCGGGUCCUAACCCUCCAACCGUGCCUUCUUGAGCGCUGUCUACUCGGCACAUCAAAGGAUUUAUACCGGUGGAAAUACCGACCCAGGCAAUAAUUGUAUUCUCCUGGCCAGAUGUAUAUGGCUAUCCGCAACCACAGAAUGACUUUCACGAAAUCGACGUGACGGCCAACUCGGCGGUGGUCACAUGGACCUCCCUCACCUGUGGGUCUACACCAGCAGCAAGGUCUGGUGCAGGAAUGGCUACUGAUGGUGUGACUACAUUUGGAUGUUGGGCGGUGUACUCGCCCUUCGACGGCAAUUGGGACAUGGAGACCGACGAUUUCAACGCCACGCACUUUGCUUGCUGUACAUGUUGCUCUUCCUGGCCAAUGCGCAGCCGGUAGAUGCGGAUGACUGGCUCGCGUCAAAUUCUUGGAGCAUUUCCCAGGAUGUCUUUCUAAAACCGCUGGGAAUGUCUGUGGCCAUCAAUAUCAUUACCAGCUUGGCGCUGCGGUUCAACCGCGUGCAGAUGGCAGUGAAAACCACCUGGCUGUUGAAGGGCAUCACCACCCCCAUGACGCAGAAAGAGAUCCAAGAGCUCAAGGAGGCUUUUGAUGAGAUCAAGUGUGAGUGCGCGGAGGAUGCCAGCCUAGAGAAUUUGACAGAGCCCACAUCGAAUGAAGAGCCAACCAGCAGUACCAAAGAUGCAGAUCGGCGGGCUGACACAGCUGUUUUCUCCAUCCUGGACGUCAUAGAAAGGCGGCAAAAACAAGGCGAUGCAAACUUUGGCAAGGCUCUUGAGCAAGCACAUGCAGCACAGAUUCGAAAGGCGUCAGCGGCUUCAGCGUCAGCGCCCAAGACCGACCGCUCACGUGCUGCGCGAGACGGAGAAGGGGAGGCUAAGCUGGAUAGUGGGAUUCGGCAGAGCGGUGGAUACCGAAUGACUGGGCCACUUUGAGGUUUCGGACCUCAUUUGUGCCGCUGCAAAUGCUGAAAAGGACACUGAUGUAGAUCCACUUUGCUGGGACAGGUGCAAGGGCUGAUUGGGUGCUUGCAGCCUGAGG
This is a messenger RNA of Durusdinium trenchii, 1142 nucleotides long. Lineage: Eukaryota; Dinophyceae; Suessiales; Symbiodiniaceae. The record is from the annotation of a GenBank genome assembly.